GGGGCGGCGGGUGCUCGGCGGUGAGCGGAAGCCCGGGCUGCUCCGGAGCCCGUCGGAGACUGGAGGAGGAGCGCAGGGAGAAAUAGGUCGCAGGCUCGGCACAGGCUCUGGCGCCGGCUCCGGCCGCUGAGUUUGGGAGAUGUCUGAGAAGUGAUUUUUUUCCCCUUGGAAGGCAGAUGGCUGGCGUGGAAGCACAGCCCGCUUUGACUCUUCGGAUUUGUGCUUGGCUCUUUUCUUGCACUUCGAGACUCGUGAUCAUCAUGCUGUGAUGUGUGCGGAGGGAGGAAUUGGUCAGCCACACGACCUGGAUCUCACCACAGUUUGGACAUGACUGAGGCUCUCCAGUGGUCCAGAUAUCAUUGGCGACGGCUGAUCGGAGGUGCAACCAGGGAUGAUGAUUCGAGGCCAUACAACUAUUCCUCCUUGCUCGCCUGUGGGGGCAAGUCCUCUCAGACCCCUAAACUGGCAGGAAAGCACCGGAUUGUUGUUCCCCACCUCCAGGCCUUCAAGGAUGAGUAUGAGAAGUUCUCUGGAGCCUAUGUGAACAAUCGAAUACGAACAACAAAGUACACACUUCUGAAUUUUGUGCCAAGAAAUUUAUUUGAACAAUUUCACAGAGCUGCCAAUUUAUAUUUCCUGUUCCUUGUUGUCCUGAACUGGGUACCUUUGGUAGAAGCCUUCCAAAAGGAAAUCACCAUGUUGCCUCUGGUGGUGGUCCUUACAAUUAUCGCAAUUAAAGAUGGCCUGGAAGAUUAUCGGAAAUACAAAAUUGACAAACAGAUCAAUAAUUUAAUAACUAAAGUUUAUAGUAGGAAAGAGAAGAAAUACAUUGACCGAUGUUGGAAAGACGUUACUGUUGGGGACUUUAUUCGCCUCUCCUGUAACGAGAUCAUCCCUGCAGACAUGGUACUACUGUUUUCCACUGAUCCAGAUGGAAUCUGUCACAUUGAGACUUCUGGUCUUGAUGGAGAGAGCAAUUUAAAACAGAAGCAGGUGGUUCGGGGAUAUGCAGAACAGGACUCUGAAGUUGAUCCUGAGAAGUUUUCCGGUAGGAUAGAAUGUGAAAGUCCAAACAAUGACCUCAGCAGAUUCCGAGGCUUCCUAGAACAUUUCAACAAAGAACGCGUGGGUCUCAGUAAAGAAAAUUUGUUGCUUAGAGGAUGCACCAUUAGAAACACGGAGGCUGUUGUGGGCAUUGUGGUUUAUGCAGGCCAUGAAACCAAAGCAAUGCUGAACAACAGUGGGCCACGUUAUAAGCGCAGCAAAUUAGAAAGAAGAGCAAACACAGAUGUCCUCUGGUGUGUCCUGCUUCUGGUCAUAAUGUGCUUAAUUGGAGCAGUGGGUCAUGGAAUCUGGUUGAGCAGGUAUGAAAAGAUGCAUUUUUUCAAUAUCCCCGAGCCUGAUGGACAUAUCAUAUCACCACUGUUGGCAGGAUUCUAUAUGUUUUGGACCAUGAUCAUUUUGUUACAGGUCUUGAUUCCCAUUUCUCUCUAUGUUUCCAUCGAAAUUGUGAAGCUUGGACAAAUAUAUUUCAUUCAAAAUGAUGUGGAUUUCUACAAUGAGAAAAUGGAUUCUACUGUUCAGUGCCGAGCACUGAACAUCGCGGAGGAUCUAGGACAGAUUCAGUACCUCUUUUCUGAUAAGACGGGAACCCUCACUGAGAAUAAGAUGGUUUUUCGAAGAUGUAGCGUGGCAGGAUUUGAUUAUUGCCAUGAAGAAAAUGCCAAGAGGCUGGAGUCCUAUCAGGAAGCUGUCUCUGAAGAUGAAGAUUUCACAGACACACUCAGCGGUUCCGUAAGCAAUAUGGCAAAACAGAGAGCCCCCAGCUGCGGGACAGUUCAUAAUGGGCCUUUGGGAAAUAAGCCCUCAAAUCAUCUUGCUGGGAGCUCUGUUAAUCUAGGAAGUGGAGAAGGAGCCAGUGAAGUGCCUCAUUCCAGACAGGCUGCUUUCAGUAGCCCCAUUGAAACAGAUGUGGUACCAGACACCAGGCUUUUAGACAAAUUUAGUCAGAUCACACCCCAGCUCUUUAUGCCACUAGAUGAGACCAUCCAAAAUCCACCACUGGAAACUUUGUACAUCAUUGACUUCUUCAUUGCAUUGGCAAUUUGCAACACAGUAGUGGUUUCUGCUCCUAACCAACCCCGACAAAAGAUCAGACACCCUUCACUGGGAGGGAUGCCCAUUAAGUCUUUGGAAGAGAUUAAAAAUCUUUUCCAGAGAUUGUCUGUUCGAAGGUCAAGUUCUCCAUCACUUGCCAGUGGGAAAGAGCCAUCUUCUGGAGUUCCGAACGCCUUUGUGAGCAGACUCCCUCUCUUUAGUCGAAUGAAACUGGCUUCACCUGUGGAGGAAGAGGUCUCCCAGAUGCGUGAGAUACCCCAGUGCUCCAGUAGCUCAGCUUGCUGCACAGAAACAGAGAAACAACACAGUGAUGGAGGCCUCCUGAAUGGCAAGGUGGAGUCCCUCCCUGGACAGCCAUUGGCCUGCAACCUGUGUUACGAGGCCGAGAGCCCAGAUGAAGCAGCCUUAGUGUAUGCCGCCAGGGCUUACCAAUGCACUUUACAGUCCCGGACACCAGAGCAGGUCAUGGUGGACUUUGCUGCUUUGGGACCGUUAACAUUUCAACUUCUACACAUCCUGCCCUUUGACUCAGUAAGAAAAAGAAUGUCCGUUGUGGUCCGGCACCCCCUUUCCAAUCAAGUUGUGGUGUAUACGAAGGGUGCUGAUUCUGUGAUCAUGGAGUUAUUGUCAGCGGCUUCCCCAGAUGGAGCAAGUCUGGAAAAACAGCAGUUGAUAAUAAGGGAGAAAACCCAGAAGCACUUGGAUGACUAUGCCAAACAAGGCCUUCGUACGCUAUGUAUAGCAAAGAAGGUCAUGAGUGACGCUGAAUAUGCAGAGUGGCUGAGGAAUCAUUUUUUAGCUGAAACCAGCAUUGACAACAGGGAAGAAUUACUACUUGAAUCUGCCAUGAGGUUGGAGAACAAACUUACCUUACUUGGUGCUACUGGCAUUGAAGACCGGCUGCAGGAGGGAGUCCCUGAAUCCAUAGAAGCUCUUCACAAAGCUGGAAUCAGGAUGUGGAUGCUGACAGGGGACAAGCAGGAGACAGCUGUCAACAUAGCGUAUGCAUGCAAGCUACUAGAGCCAGAUGACAAGCUUUUUAUCCUCAGUACCCAAAGUAAAGAUGCCUGUGGGACGCUGAUGAGCACAAUUUUGAAAGAACUUCAGAAGAAAACUCAAUCCUCGCCAGAGCAAGUGUCAUUAAAUGUAGAUUUACCUCAGCCUCCUGUCCCCCAGGACUCAGGGUUACGAGCUGGACUCGUUAUCACUGGGAAGACCCUGGAGUUUGCCCUGCAAGAAAGUCUACAAAAGCAGUUCCUAGAACUGACAUCUUGGUGUCGAGCUGUGGUCUGCUGCCGAGCCACGCCGCUGCAGAAAAGUGAGGUGGUGAAAUUGGUCCGCAGCCAUCUCCAGGUGAUGACCCUGGCCAUUGGUGAUGGUGCCAAUGAUGUUAGCAUGAUACAAGUGGCAGACAUUGGGAUAGGGGUCUCAGGUCAAGAAGGCAUGCAGGCUGUGAUGGCCAGUGACUUUGCCGUUUCUCAGUUCAAACAUCUCAACAAGCUUCUUCUUGUCCACGGGCACUGGUGUUAUACAAGGCUUUCCAACAUGAUUCUCUAUUUUUUCUAUAAGAAUGUGGCCUACGUGAACCUCCUUUUCUGGUACCAGUUCUUUUGUGGAUUUUCAGGAACAUCCAUGACUGAUUAUUGGGUUUUGAUCUUCUUCAACCUCCUCUUCACAUCUGCCCCUCCUGUCAUUUAUGGUGUUUUGGAGAAAGAUGUGUCUGCAGAGACCCUCAUGGAACUGCCUGAACUUUACAAAAGUGGUCAGAAAUCAGAGGCAUACUUACCCCACACCUUCUGGAUCACCUUAUUGGAUGCCUUUUAUCAAAGCCUAGUCUGCUUCUUUGUGCCUUAUUUUAUCUACCAGGGCUCAGAUAUUGACAUCUUUGCAUUUGGAAACCCCCUGAACACAGCUGCUCUGUUCAUCAUUCUCCUCCAUCUGGUCAUUGAAAGCAAGAGUUUGACUUGGAUUCACAUGCUGGUCAUCAUUGGUAGCAUCCUGUCUUAUUUUUUAUUUGUCAUAAUUUUUGGAGCCAUGUGUGUAACUUGCAACCCACCAUCCAACCCCUACUGGAUUAUGCAGGAGCACAUGCUGGAUCCAGUAUUCUAUUUAGUUUGUAUCCUCACAACGUACAUUGCUCUUCUGCCCAGGUUUGUAUACAGAGUUCUUCAGGGAUCCCUGUUUCCAUCUCCAAUUCUGAGAGCUAAGCACUUUGACAGACUAACCGCAGAGGAGAGGACUGAAGCUCUCAAGAAGUGGAGAGGGGCUGGAAAGAUGAAUCAAGUGACAUCAAAGAAUGCUAACCAAUCAGCUGGCAAAUCAGGAAGACGACCCAUGCCUGACUCUUCUGCUGUAUUUGUGAUGAAGUCAGCAACUUCGUGUGCUAUUGAGCAAGGAAACUUACCUCUGUGUGAAACUGCUUUAGAUCAGGGCUGCUGUGAAACUAAGGCCUUUGAGAUGGCUGGACCCUCCAAAGGUUAAGAAAGCCAGAUACCCUCCUUGGAAUUGCAAGUAUUCUUUCAAGGUUGGAAGAGGGAUUUUGAAAUAGUAUCUCUCCAAGCAAGAAUUUUCCAUAAGGGACAAGGCUUGGAAACCUGACAUGAUGAUAAUCAUUAUUGUAUGUUUGUAUAUGCAUUUGUAAUAGAGGGCUAGAGUUUGACCUAGACAGAGUUUAAGAAUUAAACAGAACCAAAUGCUUUUAUAAAACUUUUUGGAUUUUGUAAAAGCAUUUUCAUUCUUUUAGAAAUUCAAAUGCUUUCAAGGGGAGUCAUUUGAGAUAUAUUUAUUUUACUAGGAGAUCUUAUAUUCUAGGGAAAUACUUUAAAUGGGCAGGUUCUAGCCAGGCGCAGUGGCUCACGCCUGUAAUCCCAGUACUUUGGGAGGCUGAGGCAGGUGGAUCACAAGAUCAGGAGUUCAAGACCAGCCUUGCCAACUUGGU
Messenger RNA from Cebus imitator (Panamanian white-faced capuchin), 5056 nucleotides. It is a transcript of the gene ATP10D, whose product is annotated as ATPase phospholipid transporting 10D (putative). Gene Ontology annotation, cellular component: plasma membrane. The record is from RefSeq and is a predicted model, not a curated record. Bases 328 to 4599 code for a protein of 1423 amino acids. Gene Ontology annotation, molecular function: ATPase-coupled intramembrane lipid carrier activity; magnesium ion binding; ATP binding. Lineage: Eukaryota; Metazoa; Chordata; Mammalia; Primates; Cebidae. The transcript is spliced from 23 exons. Gene Ontology annotation, biological process: phospholipid translocation.